Messenger RNA from Asparagus officinalis (garden asparagus), 1581 nucleotides. Its product is annotated as haloalkane dehalogenase. The record is from RefSeq and is a predicted model, not a curated record. The transcript has 12 exons. NCBI's taxonomy places the organism in Eukaryota, Viridiplantae, Streptophyta, Magnoliopsida, Asparagales, Asparagaceae. Gene Ontology annotation, molecular function: catalytic activity. Bases 123 to 1274 code for a protein of 383 amino acids. Gene Ontology annotation, cellular component: chloroplast.
CCGCUCAACUGGGGUACCCCACGGUCGCUGUUGCCUGCCGCAAAUAUCCAUAUUUUAAUUGAUUCCUCCCUCACCCCCAGAUCCUCUCUCUCUCUCUCUCUCUCACCCACACCACAGAAUCCAUGGCCCCUUCCACCCUCCUCCUCUCUUCUCCCUCUCUCAAAGUUCCCAUCCCUGCCGGUAGCUUCAGCGGAAAAAGCCUGCGCCCAAAUAUCGGGGGGUUGUCAGCAGGGAGAAGGAGAGGAGCGGUGGUUGUCAGCAGCAGCAGCAGUGACGGUGGAGCGGGGGAGGAGGACAAGCCUUCGUUCAACCCGUUUGGCUUCGUUACCGACAACCCGUCGAGUCGGAGCGCUAUACAGCUUCCCGAAUCUCCUGCGGAGGAUGGAAAUGUUGGCCAAAUGCUCUACAGGAUUGAAGACAAGGGCAAGGAUUAUGGCUCUUAUGUCAAAUCUGGAAGACUUCGUUGGUUUGUGAGAGAAACAGGGUCAUUGGACAGUCAAAGGGAAACCAUCGUAUUUAUUCAUGGAGCUCCAACUCAAUCAUAUAGCUAUCGAGUACUUAUGUCUCAGAUGUCAGAUGCUGGCUUUCACUGUAUUGCACCUGAUUGGAUUGGAUUCGGUUUUAGCGAUAAACCUCAACCAGGAUAUGGAUUCUCAUAUGAAGAAGAGGAAUUUCAUGUAGAAUUUGGCAAGCUUCUAGAUGUUCUGAAUAUCAAAUCUCCAUUCAUUCUAGUGACUCAGGGAUAUCUUGUGGGUUCUUAUGGACUGACAUGGGCUUUAAAGAAUUCAGACAAGAUUUCUAAGCUUGUGAUUCUUAAUAGUCCAUUGUCUGUGUCAUCCUCGCUCCCUGGAUUAUUUCAGAAGCUAAGAAUUCCACUGUUUGGUGAAUUCACAAGCCAAAAUGCUAUUAUGGCUGAGCGUUUCAUUGAAGCAGGUAGCGCAUAUGUGUUGAAGACUGAAAAGGCUGAUGUAUAUCGAUUGCCAUACCUGGCAAGUAGUGGCCCUGGAUUUGCACUGCUUGAGACAGCAAGGAAAGCAAAAAUCAAUGACAUAUUGAGCCGAAUAGAAACUGGAUUUUCAUCUGAAAGUUGGAACAAACCUUUGCUGCUAGCGUGGGGCCUGUCAGACAAAUACUUGCGUAUAUCAGAAGCCGAGGAGUUUAAGAAGAGAAACCCUGCUGCUAUAAAACUUGAGGCAAUAGAGGGAGCUGGUCAUAUGCCGCAAGAGGACUGGCCAGAGAAGGUUGUUGAAGCUCUAAGAUUUUUCCUUCUCUAAGCCGAGUUACAAAAUGAGCAGUAUAAAUGGAAGCUAAAGUGAAGAUGCAGUCAUGCAACAAACCCAUGAUGCUUCUUGUUAAUAAAAUUUUACUUGUAAAAAGUCAAGAAAAAGGAGGUCAAUGCUGGCAGAAAAAUAGAGGUAAUUGUAAUGAAUUGAAUUUAGUUGUUGGAUAAAAUCUUUGAGACAUUUCUGAACCAAUUAGAUGUGGCAAUUUGGAAAGGGAAUUCAUCCAUAGUGAUUGUAUCUGUAUGUCUAAAUAUCCUAUUAUAUGUAAAAUGAUUAUUCUCCCUCCUAUCUUUAUUUU